Molecule: messenger RNA, 1792 nt
Organism: Apus apus (common swift)
Lineage: Eukaryota; Metazoa; Chordata; Aves; Apodiformes; Apodidae
Gene: FBXO22
Product: F-box protein 22
Exons: 7
Coding region: 51-1232 (393 amino acids)
Biological process (GO): regulation of skeletal muscle fiber development; protein polyubiquitination; positive regulation of proteasomal ubiquitin-dependent protein catabolic process
Molecular function (GO): protein binding
Source: RefSeq, a predicted model, not a curated record
GGAAGUGGGCGGCGUGAGGCGGCCGGGAGGGAGGCGGCGGCGCCGGGGCCAUGGAGGCCUCUGAUAAAGGGGCCUUCGUCCUCGGCAACUUAGCCGAGGUGGUGGAGCGCGUCCUGGGCUUCCUGCCCACUAAGGCGCUGCUGCGCGCCGCCUGCGUCUGCCGCUUGUGGCGGGAGUGCGCCCGGCGGACCCUGCGGGCGCGGCAGCGGGUGGCCUGGGUGUCGGCGCUGGAGCCGGGGCCCGGCGACAGCCACGCGCUGGUGCGGGCGCUGGCCCGCGAGCUGGAGCAGGUGCAGGUGCUGCCGCAGACCGUGCUCUACGUCGCGGACGCGGAGACGUUCAGCGGGCACGAGGAGUGUCACGAGCAGAAGAGAGCCAGGAAAAGAAACAGUAAAGAAACAGCAACUGCUCUGGAAAAAUUGUUGCCAAAGCGGUGUCAGGUCCUUGGACUCGUCACACCAGGGAUUGUAGUUACCCCGAUGGGCUCAAGCAGCAAUCAGCCUCAAGAAAUUGAAGAAGGUGAAGCUGGUUUUGCUCUGUUGUUUCCCAAAAUCGAUGGGGUGAAGAUUCAUACCUUCCAUUUUUCAAAAGACUUGAAGUACAGGAUCUUCGAUGAAAGUAAAUUUGCUGAAGCAGGUCUGAAGAAUAACCCGGAUCUUCGGGUGGUUCUUCUGUUUGGCUACAACUCCUGGAAAUCUGGAGCAACUCGAUUUCUUCAUCAAAUAGUCAAUCCUUUGAAUGAGAAGAGUAUCAUCCUGGCUGGGGGACAAGUGGAGAGCUUUACAUCACUGACCUCUGAGAACAGCAGCGCCCAGCCUGGCAAUUCCUGUGGGGUGGUGGGGCUGGCCUUCAGUGGCCCCCAGAUCCAGAGUGCCACCGUCUUGUUAGACCAGGACGUCGCUGACGAGAGGACAGCGGAAGCCGCCAUGCAGCGCCUGAAGGCCGCCAACAUUCCCGAGCGCAACACCAUCGGCUUCAUGUUUGCCUGUGUUGGCAGAGGAUAUCGGCAUUAUAAAACCAAAAGGAACAUGGAAGCGGAUGCAUUCAGGAAGUUUUUUCCUAAUGUCCCCCUCUUUGGCUUUUUUGGACAUGGGGAAAUAGGAUGUGAUCGAAUAGUUACUGGGAAUUUUGUAUUGAGAGAGUGUAACGACAUAAAGGAUGACGUGCUUCAUGGUUAUACUACCGUUAUGACUCUGAUCCAUCUGGGUUUAACUAAAGCAAACCAAGUGUAAAUAUGUUUUUAAUGCUUCACUGAGCUGCUUGUUUCAUUCCAGAAAGCUGAGAAGUCAGGAGGAAGUGGACAUCUUGCAGUCCAAGCCCCUUCCAACAUGUAAACGUAAUUUUGGUAACGUUAUCGAAUCUUGUAGUUGCAAUAGAGUUUAAUAUAAUAGCUGUGAGAGAGGUUUGCAUUUUGUGGCAUCCCCUGUACACAUCAGAAUUGCAGGUAAAUGAUACCUGAUGGAAUUCUGCAAUUGAAGAAGGCCUCUUCCAAAAUGAGAAUGGUCUGCACAAAUGUCAGUUGGAGUACAAGUAUCAACAUGUAGAAAGAAACUUUACUUUUAUGUGCUCUAUUUAUGUAUGUAAAAGUCUAGAAAAAUUACUGAUGCAUUCUGAGAUGCUGAUGCAUAGAAUUCAUUAUUUCGUGGAGUUUACUUCUGGAGAGAUUCACAACCUGUCCAGACUUGAGUCCAAUUUACAGAACUGAAUGGUUUUACUAGAUAAAAUGAAUGAAAAUCUUUAGAGAAAAAUUAACAAAGUGUUUGUUAAAUAAAGAUGAAAAUAGGUAAAAGUA